AUGGACGGGUGGCAGAGCUGCUUCCGCGUGCGGACCCGUGGCGUGUGCAGGAUUUUUGCUGACGAGUUGCCGGAAGUUGAGCCAUCAGAAGAAUUGUUCGGCUCGCCGAGGAUUCGAUCACGGGCUCCUGCAAGACAAAAAGAUCAGCAUGAGGCCCAAAAAGAAAAUUAUUUCAGCAGCGAAGAUCUUAAGCAGGAAUUGAACGACCUUGACAACCUGACCAUAAAGAGGUCGGGAUUGUUCCUGAAGGACUACAACUACAAGAAUGGCCAGAUGAAAUCUCAUGGAUGGGCUGCCGAUGCAGAGUACUUGACCUACAAAGUGUCCAAGGCUCUGAUCAAUGGCUAUACUAGGAUACUAGCGAAGAAGUACCCGGAGUUGCGCAUCAACAGCGUGCACCCUGGUUAUUGCAAGACUGACACCAACUUUGACACGGGAAAACUGACUGCAGAGGAAGGUGCCAGUUUCAUUGUUACGGUGGCCCUGUUGCCGGAGGGAGGCCCAACAAGUGUGUCUUUCUACCGCGAAGAAGAAACAUCCUUUGUGUAA
Messenger RNA from Phragmites australis (common reed), 549 nucleotides. RefSeq names its product (+)-neomenthol dehydrogenase-like. Bases 1 to 549 code for a protein of 182 amino acids. The record is from RefSeq and is a predicted model, not a curated record. The transcript is spliced from 2 exons. NCBI's taxonomy places the organism in Eukaryota, Viridiplantae, Streptophyta, Magnoliopsida, Poales, Poaceae. Gene Ontology annotation, cellular component: membrane.